UUCCUCCAUUCUAAAUUCUCUCCUUUGACACCUAACUCUUUUCUCUGCUUUGAUUCCUUUCUUUGUUUCCAUUCCUUGGAUUUCUCUCCCAAAGUCCCUUAUUUUUUGCUUCUUUUCCUUUCCUUGAUCAUCGCUAGCUGAGAAAAGGUUACCUCCAAAAUGGAAAUUUUCUUUAGAGGCCUAAAUGAGGAUUCAUCUUCGCAAAUGGACAUCCUUAGAUGUCCAUUUUUGAGAAACAUUAAUGAGCCAACUAACUUUUCCCUCUCAUCCGCCAUGUCUUUCCCCAUGCCGGUACGAGGAGCCAAAGGUCCAAUAUUUGAAGAUGGACCCAAUUUCGAUAUGGCAUUCAAGCUUUUCCAUGGACACGAUGGAGUAGUUCCACUAUCUGGACGAACUUCAUUGCGUACUGAGAAAGCUGAGCCUGAAACAACCCCACCCAAGUUCAAUCCUUUGGCUGCCAAAGCAGCCACCAUUAGUCUUUCAUCCUUUGGACCGGGAGGGCCUUUCAGUUUUGAUGCAUUUUCUAAUAAGUGGAAUAAUCAGAAAGGAAAAUCAAAACCAUCAAAGAAGGAUUCUUCUUCAAAGGGAGGAAAUUCCAAUCAUGAAGCAUUGGGCAAUGAAUGGCUGCAAAAUGGGAACUGUCCAAUAGCAAAGUCGUAUAGGGCAGUUAGCAGUGUUUUGCCACUUGUUGCGAAGGUUUUUCAGCCACCUCCGGGGAUGAAAUUCAGGUGCCCACCUGCAGUGGUUGCAGCCCGGGCAGCACUGGCACAAACUGCUUUUGCCAAGAAUCUCCGCCCUCAAUCCUUGCCUACAAAAGUACUGGUGAUUGGGAUGUUAGGCAUGGCAGCAAAUGUUCCUUUAGGGAUAUGGAGGGAACACACUGUAAAAUUCUCACCAUCUUGGUUUGUGGCUGUCCAUGCAGCUGUUCCAUUCAUAGCCAUGCUCAGGAAAUCUGUCUUGAUGCCUAAGACAGCUAUGGCCUUUACCAUAGCAGCAUCUGUAUUAGGACAGGUUAUCGGCUCUAGGGCAGAAAGAUAUCGAUUGAAAGCUGUAGCAGAAAAACAAUUAGGUAUCAAGGAGUCCUCCGUUUCUGUUGGUGAUGCAAAUCAGUUAGAAUUUGUUGCAGUUAAAAAUGGCUAUUGCGGGAAAGAUGAAUGGGAUCCAGUUUCUCUUCAGGUGGCGAGGCCUUCUUCAUCAACAGAUAUGUUUUGUUAAUUCUUUUCUCCUUAUUGUAAGCUAAGCAGACUGCCAUUCUGCAUAUUGUAUUUCUUUAUGUUCUAAACAAAGUUGUUUGUUGUUCUAUGUUUUCUUGUGUUCCUUUCUUGUACCGGACAUGUUUUGGGAAAAUAUCAUUGAGAAUAAAAAGAUGCAGAAAGAGGGUUUUGCUUAUGAAA
This is a messenger RNA of Durio zibethinus, 1394 nucleotides long. RefSeq lists its product as uncharacterized. The record is from RefSeq and is a predicted model, not a curated record. Gene Ontology annotation, cellular component: chloroplast. Lineage: Eukaryota; Viridiplantae; Streptophyta; Magnoliopsida; Malvales; Malvaceae.